AUGGCGCACAACCAGAUGUUCCAGUACUCCCUGGCGCUCGGCCUCAUGGACGGCGUCGCGGACAAGGGCAUGCCCAUCGCAGAGUUCCUCAGGCACGGGGACCACGGGCUCGGGACGUUCCGGCACAUGAACGGCGAGAUGAUCGUGGUUGAUGGGAAGGCAUACCAGAUGCUUGCGGACGGCUCGAUCGUGGACCUGGACCCGAACGGCGACGCCAUCCACCCCUUCGCCCAGAUUACACGCUUCAGACCCGAGGUUACCGCCAAGGCCGUGAUACCGAGCAAGGAGGAGCUCAAUGGGAUUGUCACUGGGUUGGUCCCAAACUCGAAAAACCACCUACUGGCCAUGCGACUAGACGGCGUGUUCAAGUCCGUCACGGUCAGGACGGCGGCAGGACAGGAAUACCCACACCAGCGCCUGAUCGAGGUCGGCAAGAACCAGGUCUCGUUCACCUUCGAGGACGUCCGCGGCACCCUGAUCGGCUUCCGGCAGCCGCACUACCUGCAGGGGAUCGGCGUCCACGGCGACCACCUCCACUUCAUCACCGAGGACCGGCGGCGCGGCGGGCACGUCCUGGCGCUGCAGAGCGAGGGCGAGGUGGAGGUCAGGGCGGCGCAGAUGUACACGAUGACGCUGGAGCUGCCCAGGGGCGACGGGGACUUUGACGGGGCGGAGCUGCGGGGGGCCCAUGAGGACCUGAAGAAGGUGGAGGGUUGA
Messenger RNA from Diaporthe batatas, 717 nucleotides. RefSeq lists its product as uncharacterized. Bases 1 to 717 code for a protein of 238 amino acids. The transcript is spliced from 2 exons. Gene Ontology annotation, biological process: acetoin biosynthetic process. Gene Ontology annotation, molecular function: acetolactate decarboxylase activity. The record is from RefSeq and is a predicted model, not a curated record. Lineage: Eukaryota; Fungi; Ascomycota; Sordariomycetes; Diaporthales; Diaporthaceae.